AAUAAUGCAAGGUUUAAAAGGACUUUAACGGCCCAGUGACUGAGCCGCCGCCGAGGACUCAGCAACCUCCUCCUUGAGGCCCCCUCGCUUCCCGACGCUCCGUCCCCCCUGCCCACCUUCUCCCGCCGCAGCCUUCCGCAGGCCGUUUCCACCGAGGAAAAGGAAUCGUAUCGUAUGUCCGCUAUCCAGAAUCUCCUCUCUUUCAACCCCUUUGCUGAUGCAAGUAAGGGUGAUGACCUGCUUCCCGCUGGCACUGAGGAUUAUAUCCAUAUUAGAAUUCAACAGAGAAAGGGCAGGAAGAGCCUUUCUACUAUCCAAGGGAUCGCUGAUGAUUACGAUAAAAAGAAACUAGGGAAGGCCUUUAAGAAGAAAUUUGCCUGCAAUGGUACUGUAAUGGAGCAUCCAGAAUAUGGAGAAGUAAUUCAGCUGCAGGGUGACCAGCGCAAGAACAUAUUGCCAGUUCCUCGUGGAGACUGGACUGGCUAAGGAUGACCAGCUGAAGGUUCAUGGGUUUUAAGUGCUUUUGGCUCACAGAAGCUUAAGUGAGGAUUUCUUUGCAAUGAGUAGAAUUUCCCUUCUGUCCUUUGUCACAAGUUUAAAAACCUCACAGCUUGUAUAAUGUAACCGUUUGGGGUCUGCUUUUCACUUGGACUGGUGUUACUCCUUCAUGCAAUAAACUGAAAAGAGCCACGAUGUCUAGUCUUGAAGUUCCUCAUUUAAAUAGAGGUCAAGCAGUAGGCGCCUGGCAGUGUCCAGCCUAAAACGGAGCAAUACCGUGAUGUUUCAGCCAAGCCCAUGUCUGGCCAAAGCGCCUCACCAGAGUUCCCUGCCCUCAGAGAAUGUCACCGCCGGAGCAGCCUUCGGUGAAGCUGGGAGGAGAGGGGUAAGGCACCAGCGGCAUGUGCACCACUAGAGGGAGCCUUCCGUAACCACAGAUCUACACCUGACCUGGUGAUGGAGCUUAGAGCAAGCAGCCUGCCACCUUCUCUCCAGUGAGGUGUAAGGACUUCUGGCUUGCCACCAAGGUCUUUUUGACCAGACAGAUCCUAGCUAAUUGUUGUCCAAACAGCAUAAUUUGAGGCCAACCUUCUUAUCAGAGUUAAACUUUUGACAAGGGAACAAAUUUCAAACUGAAGUGUCAGUCAUGUAGCUAGCUAUAGAGCUUGCAACUCCCUAGCAACAGCUGCCCAAUGCCAUGUGAAGUAAAAAAAAAAAUGAUUUUGGGGGUGUUCUUUUUUCCUUCCUUCAAUUUUAAUGUUAUGUUAUGUAUUUAAACCCUUAUUUAAAUAAAAUUUGUUUUCAGAAACACCUGAAAAAAAUU
Messenger RNA from Myotis daubentonii (Daubenton's bat), 1321 nucleotides. Its product is annotated as eukaryotic translation initiation factor 1-like. The record is from RefSeq and is a predicted model, not a curated record. The transcript has a single exon. NCBI's taxonomy places the organism in Eukaryota, Metazoa, Chordata, Mammalia, Chiroptera, Vespertilionidae. The coding region runs from base 175 to 486 and encodes 103 amino acids.